Brugia malayi is the source of this 843-nucleotide messenger RNA. RefSeq lists its product as hypothetical. Lineage: Eukaryota; Metazoa; Nematoda; Chromadorea; Rhabditida; Onchocercidae. Bases 1 to 843 code for a protein of 280 amino acids. Gene Ontology annotation, cellular component: mitochondrion. The record is from RefSeq and is a predicted model, not a curated record. The transcript has 6 exons.
AUGGAAAUAUUUCGAUGUAGAAUGAUACUACAUGCAAGGCGACUGUGGGUAUCACCACAUUUCAUGAAAGGUCAUUCGAAAUGGGAUAACAUUAAGGAUACUAAGCUUGCAGCUAUGGUUAAUAAAACAAAAACAGCUGAACAAUUAAUGGCUAAAAUGAAACGAAUUGUUCGAACUGGUGGGCCUGAUCUCAAAUUCAACAAAGAUUUAGUACAAUUGCAGUUGGAAUAUAGGAACGCAAACUUUCCUGAUGAAACCUUUCAACGUGCUUUAAAGAAUGUGCAACUCCAGCCAGUAAAAACAGCGAAAAUUACUUUGCUCGGACCUUCUGGAUCAGUUUUUAUCAUCGAAUCGGAAGGUUUAUCACAAAAAAAACUGCUAGAGUUUCUUACAACAUCUGUAUAUAAGAUUGGCGAUGGAUUUCAAUUGUCAAAGAAUGAUUAUAGCCGAAGUUUUGAGGACAAAGGUGUUAUUAUCGUUAGUGCUAUUAAGGCCAAUAAAACAUUAUCAUUAGAUGAGAUGGAAGAAAUCUGUAUAGAAUUGGAUUGCGAUGAUGUCAAUAAAUUUGAAGAGGAUGGAGCAACAUUUUAUGAAUUAGUUUGCGUACGAAAGAAAUUUGCUCAAUUAUUGGCUAUUGUUGAAAAAGAAGGCUUUAGUGUUAAAUGUUCUGCUUUGGAACUACGUGCAGUCAGUCCGGUUGAAAUAGAGAAACAUGAAACAGAAAAGAUCAUUCAGUUGUAUCAAAUGCUACGGGAAAAUGAAGGUAUCACUCAAGUUUACGCCAAUAUAAGGCCAAAUUCUAUACCGAUAAGGCCUGUCAAGUUAAAAGUUGCAACACAAUGA